AUGAGCCUCCAGUGGACAGCGGUUGCUGCUUUCCUCUAUGCGGAGAUCUUUGUUGUGCUGCUACUCUGCAUUCCUUUCAUUUCUUCCAAAAGAUGGCAGAAGAUCUUUAAGUCCCGCCUGGUGCAAUUGGUGGUGAGCUAUGGAAACACUUUCUUUGUGGUUCUCAUUGUGAUCCUGGUGCUGCUUCUCAUUGAUGCUGUGCGGGAGAUCAGAAAGUACGACAACGCCAUGACAGAGAAGGUGAACUUGCGGAAUAGCCCUGGGGCCGUGGAACAUUUCCGCAUGAAGUUAUUUCGAGCCCAGAGGAACCUGCACAUGGCUGACUUCUCUCUGCUUCUGUCUUUCCUGCUCAGACGACUGGUGACCCUUAUCUCCCAGCAGGCCAUACUGUUGGCCUCCAAUGAAGCCUUCAAAAAACAGGCUGAGGGUGCCAACGAAGCCGCCAAGAAAUACAUAGAAGAAAAUGACAAGCUGAAGAAAGAAGCUGGCACUGACGGUGGUAAAUUGGACCUGAACGAUGAUGUGCUAGUGGAGAACAAAAACCUGAAGGGUGAGCUUGAGAAACUCAGGGAGGAGCUGGUCACCAGCAAGCAAAACCUGGAGAAAGCAGGAAAUGGGACUCUGUCCAGGCGCAAGCAGUCCAAAGGGCUGACCAAAGAGUAUGGCCGUCUGCUGGAGGAGCACACUCGCCUCCAGGAUGCAGUGGACAGGCAGACAGACAAGAAAGGGGAGUGA
Trichosurus vulpecula (common brushtail) is the source of this 735-nucleotide messenger RNA. Its product is annotated as B-cell receptor-associated protein 31-like. NCBI's taxonomy places the organism in Eukaryota, Metazoa, Chordata, Mammalia, Diprotodontia, Phalangeridae. The transcript has a single exon. The record is from RefSeq and is a predicted model, not a curated record. Gene Ontology annotation, biological process: intracellular protein transport; endoplasmic reticulum to Golgi vesicle-mediated transport. Bases 1 to 735 code for a protein of 244 amino acids. Gene Ontology annotation, cellular component: endoplasmic reticulum; endoplasmic reticulum membrane.